GAUUGUGCAUUCCGCUUAAAUUCCUUUACCUAAGAACUUGUGCUGCGAUGAAAAUAAAUAAACCCAAACACGAUGUUAAUCCGGAUCUCGCUAAGGAGAGGCUAAAAUGCAAUUUUAAUAUUGAAGAAGUCACGAAUAUUAUAGAUGGAGGCAAAGAUAAAACGGUGCAGAGGAAAAAAAUCGAGGACAUUGCGCUCAACAGUGGAGCUUCGCUGGACGAAGUGCCUGAAGAGUGCCUAAGUAUCAAGGAGAGGUACGAGAACGCCGUAAGGAAAUCCUGCGUUUACGGCAACCUUGUCCGGAAUGAGAUGCUGGAGAUUACGGGAAUUGAAAAUUUUGAGUCCCCCGUCCUCCGACGUACUGCAGAUGCGUUUUUCAAGGACAUCUCGCCGUUUAUGCUGCACCUCGGCAUGUUUGUGCCGACCCUCAUAGGACAGUGCACACCGGAGCAGACAGCUGAGUGGUUGCCCAAAGCUCUGGAUAUGCAGAUAAUCGGGGCUUAUGCACAGACAGAACUUGGCCAUGGAACCUUUAUCAGGGGUUUGGAAACGACGGCCACUUACAAUCCCGAAAAGGAAGAGUUUGUUCUGCACAGCCCUACUAUAACUUCUUAUAAGUGGUGGGCAGGAGGCCUUGGUAAAACCGCAAACCACUGUGUUGUGAUGGCCCAACUAUAUACCCAGGGGAAAUGCCACGGAACUCAUUUAUUCAUCGUCAAAAUUCGAGACCUGGAUACGCACAUGCCCCUCCCUGGGAUAACAGUUGGCGAGAUCGGACCAAGAAUGGGCUUCAGCAGUGCAGACAAUGGUUUCCUAAGAUUUGAUCAUUUUAGAAUACCGAGGGAGAAUAUGUUGAUGAAGCAUGCAAAAGUAGAAAAGGAUGGUGUUUAUGUAAAAUCAGCAAAGCAUGGAAAGCUGACGUACGGAACGAUGGUGUUUAUAAGAGUCACGCUCGUCAGUGAAAUGUCUUUCAACAUCUCAAAGGCUGCGACUAUUGCUAUCCGCUACUCGGCUGUAAGGAGACAAACUGAACUAAGGCCCAAUGAGCCGGAGCCUCAAAUCUUGGACUACCCGACACAACAGCACAAGUUAUUCAUAUGCAUAGCAACGGCACAUGCGUUCCAACUUACUUCAUGCUGGCUGUGGAACACCUUUCAAGCUGUCUUGGCUGAUAUGAAAAAAGGCAACGUCGAUACAUUGCCUGAGCUGCACGCAUUAUCGAGUUGUCUAAAGGCUGUGAGCACAUCAGAUGCACUAUCGCACAUAGAGCAGUGCAGAUUCGCGUGCGGUGGCCACGGGUACAUGCUCUCUUCAAACCUGCCAUUCAUCUACUCCUUUGUGGCUGCUACCAGAACCUACGAAGGGGAUUAUACUGUGCUGCUUCUGCAGACCGCGAGGUUCUUAGUUAAGGCUUCGGAGCAAGCGGAAGCUGGAAAAAAAUUAACGCAAACUGUGUCUUAUUUAAAUCGGACUGCAAAUGCUGACAGACUGAAUUGGGACAAUACUCACGAAGGUAUUAUCAAAUCCUUCCAGGUGAUUGCUGCAGGUAAAAUAGGUCAAUGUGUAAAAAGUAUACGGGAUCGAACCGCUUCUGGAAUGGACUACGAGGAUGCUUGGCUAAUGACGACUGUUCAGUUAGUCGGUGCAGCAGAGGCACAUUGUCGAGCGGUACUACUUAAUACAUACUGGAGUGAAAUGAGAAAGAUAACUGAAGCAUCGAGUGCCGACGUGAAGAAGGUGAUGCACCAAUUGGCGGUGCUAUAUCUUAUGUACUGGGCACUGGAGAAGACGGGCGAUUUAUUAAAAUAUUCAUCGGUUUCUAAAAAAGAUUUGGAUGAGCUGCAAAGACGUUACGAGGAGCUACUGGCAGAGUUGCGACCGAAUGCCGUGGGACUGGUCGAUGCCUUUGAUUUGAGAGACGAGAUUCUGCAUUCCUCUUUGGGCUCAUACGAUGGUCGUGUCUACGAAAGAUUAAUAGAAGAAGCCCAUAAAAGCCCGUUGAACGACGAACCUGUCAAUCAAAGCUUUCAUAAAUACACCAAGCCGCUCAUGCUUGGAAAGUUAUGAUUUUUACCACUGUUUAGUUUAUAGGACGAUUUCUGGAUCUCUUAACACUUUGUUUUUGAUAUUUGGGGUCCUUUGUGAAAUAUUCAACUAUGACAUUGAUGUGAACCGUUUUACAGGUAUAGGUAGUAAUGUUGCUAAUCCGAUUUUACAAGAGACCUCCCUAUUAUGAUUUUUAUGAUUUUGUGUUCUGCGAAACGCACAAUAAAACCACAGAAUUAAUAACGUACAGAACCCUCGUUCAGCCAUUAUUGCAUGGAGUGCAUUGUGUCCAAAAACAGUAAAACGGGCCUUGCGCACGUCUCUCUUCACACCCGCGGACGUUUGCUAAAAAUAAUUACUGUCAACUGCUAAAUGGAAUGAAUUAAAUAACCGCCUGUAUAAGAAACACUUUUAAAGUGGAGUGGUUCUUGAUGCAGUUGUAUACACGGUUUAUGUAUGGUCCUAAUUCUGUGAAUGAAACAAACAAUUGAUUCUUCAUUAAGUUUCAGUUUAAUGUUGUGCCGACUUGGAUACAUUGAAUUACGAACAUAUAGAAUCCUCAUUAGCCAUUAUUGUAUGCGGUGUAUUGCGUCCAAAAACAGUGAAAACGAC
Molecule: messenger RNA, 2657 nt
Organism: Pararge aegeria (speckled wood butterfly)
Lineage: Eukaryota; Metazoa; Arthropoda; Insecta; Lepidoptera; Nymphalidae
Product: probable peroxisomal acyl-coenzyme A oxidase 1
Exons: 13
Coding region: 48-2066 (672 amino acids)
Biological process (GO): fatty acid beta-oxidation using acyl-CoA oxidase; lipid homeostasis
Cellular component (GO): peroxisome
Molecular function (GO): fatty acid binding; FAD binding; acyl-CoA oxidase activity
Source: RefSeq, a predicted model, not a curated record